Molecule: messenger RNA, 1531 nt
Organism: Grus americana (Whooping crane)
Lineage: Eukaryota; Metazoa; Chordata; Aves; Gruiformes; Gruidae
Gene: CIART
Product: circadian associated repressor of transcription
Exons: 5
Coding region: 1-1179 (392 amino acids)
Biological process (GO): circadian regulation of gene expression; negative regulation of DNA-templated transcription
Cellular component (GO): nucleus
Molecular function (GO): RNA polymerase II cis-regulatory region sequence-specific DNA binding
Source: RefSeq, a predicted model, not a curated record
AUGGGGGGCGUGGCCGCGGCCCCACCCUCCCGGCCAAUCAGCGCGGGGCGGCCACCGCAUUGGGCAGUGCCGACGGCGGCGCGGGCCAACGGGGACGAAGGGGCGGGGCGGGACGCUGAGGCUCCGCCCGCUGCCGGGGCGAGGCGACCAAUGGGUGCGCGGCGGGGGCGGGGCCCAGCGGGAGGCACGUGCGGCCGCGCACGUGUCCGCGUGGGGCCGCCGCAGCCGGGGCGGAACCGGCGCCGGCGCCAGAGCGGGAACGGGGACACCGGGACGGGGACGGGGACACCGGCACCAGCACCGGGGCACUGGUACCAGGACACCGGCACGGGGACACCGGCAGCAGGACACCGGCACCGGGGCACCGGCACCGGGACGGGGACGCGGGCACCGCCGCAGCUGCAGCCGGGAGCAGGCAGCCUCGGCCCGGCGGCACCGCAGGGGCUGAACUCGGGGAGAGGCUCCCCCGGGGGGGCCCCCCCCGCCAUGGAACCCCCCGCCCGCUCCUGCUCCUGCGGCUCCCCCGCCUCCAGCCCGGGGGGUCCCUCCGACAGCGAGGCUGAGGGGGGCGGCCACCCCCAGGACCCCCCAAAACCCGAGCGGAGCCGCAAGCGAACGGGGGGACCCGACCGAGCACCCCCCGAAUCGUCCCCGUCACCCCGCGGGGGGAAGCGGCCCCGGAAGGGGGAAGGGGGGGACACCCCACCCAGCGACGGCGAUCGCAUCUUUGCCCAAAAAUGCCGGGAGCUGCGGGGCUUCAUCCGGCCGCUGGCGGAGCUGCUGGAGGGGCUGAAGCGGGGGCGAUACGACAGAGGGCUGAGCAGCUUCCAGCAGAGCGUGGCCAUGGACCGGAUCCAGCGGAUCAUCGGGGUCCUGCAGAAACCUGAAAUGGGCGCUCGGUACCUGGGGACGCUGCUGCAGGUCGAGGGGAUGCUGAGGGUCUGGUUCCCCCACGUCGCCCCCAAAGCCGCGCAGGAUCCAGCCCCCGCGUCCGCCCUCCUCCCCCACCGCCGCCGCCCCCCCGCUGGCCCCCCCGGGGCUCCCCGCUGCCGCCGCCUGCCCGGGGACACCGCCACCGCCGCGGGGACGUCGGGGACGUCACAUCGGGGGGGACGCCCCAAGUGCCAGCGCCCUGCCCAGACCGGGACCCCCGCGUCCCCCCCGGCGCCGGAUGAGUGACCCCCCCUUUCCAGAGCCGGGGGGGGGGGUGCCUCUCUCCUGGGUUUUGCCUUUUUUUGAUGUUUGGGGUUUUUAAAAUAUUGUGGACAGUGAGACCUGCGGGCGGGGCCGUCCGGGGGGGGGGGAGCCCUGAGACCCCCCCCCCAGGGAUCCCCAAAACCUCGGGGGGGGGCACGUGCCUUCACCAGAGCGGAGCCCCCUCCCCGGGAAGGGGGGGGUCGUGCCUUGGUGCACCGGGGAGGGGGGGGAAACGGGACGGGACGCGGGAUGGGAUGCGGGGCGGGGGGCUGGCCCCCCCGCUGGGCUGGUGCCUCCCCCUCCGUGUGGCGUUUUUGGGGGGGGGGGGGGGGGU